Molecule: messenger RNA, 2325 nt
Organism: Penaeus vannamei (Pacific white shrimp)
Lineage: Eukaryota; Metazoa; Arthropoda; Malacostraca; Decapoda; Penaeidae
Source: RefSeq, a predicted model, not a curated record
AUGGUCUUCUCAGAUUCAAAUCCUGAAAAAGUCAUAUCUCCACUUCUGACUGGUGCCAAAGAAAAUGCACAAGCAAUGGAAAGGCACCGGGCUAUAAAACACCCGGAUGUGAGAAGGACGAGAGCCCCGCCCAUGUGGUCUCCCUGGAUGGCGGUCAUGGAGGCUUCGGCUAAAAAGGAACAACUACGGUCAUUUUCGUCAGACAGCUCCUCGUCGGUGGGUCAAUAUGAACGCUCUGACUGUGAUUUCCGUGGCGGCCUCGUGGCUAGCGUAGCGCCUCCUUGCUUGCGUACAACGGCGUAUAUGGAGCCAUCACGGCCUUCUUGGCGCUAUCCUUAUGUAGGAUAUUCUGUUAAGACCGUCGCUUGCGUCACAUACAACGUCGCUGCCGCUCCUCUUGCUUACAACGUAGCUCCCUUCGCACCUGUAGCACCUAUCCAGUCUCAGUACCACGCUCAGGAUGAGAUCGGUCAGUACUCCUUCGGUUACGCCGGCGGUCCUUCUUCACGCGCUGAGUCUCGCGACGCCUUCGGUGUUGUCCGUGGUUCAUACAACUACGUGGACUCUGAGGGAAAGGUUCAGACUCAGCACUACGUCGCCGACGCCCUUGGAUUCCGUGUGUCCCGCACCAACCUGCCAGUGGCUCCCGACGCUCCUGUAGCUGCUCCUCUGGCCGCCCUUCCCGGUCCCCUUCCCGAACCCGUCCAGGACACCCCAGAGGUAGCCGCCGCUAAGGCCGCCCACCAACAGGCAUAUGACGAAGCCGCAGCCGCUGCCGCUGCCGCCCCAGACACCCGCAAGAAGCGCUCCGUGCUUGCGGCUCCCGGUCUUGGCGUCUACUCUCCUCUUCGUUUCUCCUACGGAUUCUCCGCUCCCCUCCACUACGCCCACCCAACAGCCUAUGCUUCUCCUCUUCACUAUACUGCCGCCCAUCCCGCCCUCACUACCUACAACGCCGCCCACGUCCCCACCACCUACGCCGCCGCCGCGCCCCCUCCGAUGUAUCAGGAGGAGGGAUCAGGAUGCGAAAGAAAGGGAAAGCCCCGCCCUCGACGCCGCUACUCGGCGCUAAUGGUCAAGACGCUAACCGACGUCUUCAAGGGGCGAGGACAGUCAGUGCCCCAAGACAGCGCCUGGAUGAUGACGAUUUCUGUGGUGGUCCUCGUGGGUCGUGGCAGCGUUUCUCGGCUUGCGCACGACACCGUAUAUGGAAGCUACCACGGCCUUCUUGAUGUUAUUUAUUCUAGGUUAUUCAUAUCUGCAUCCUUACUCGUACGCAAAACACCUGUUAUCACGUUUGUCGCUCUUGCUCUCGUGUACAAAGGACAAAUGAAAGCCUUCGCCACAGGUAAGCGCCUCAAGGGAAUCACAGCCAUACAAACGGAGCGGCAACGGCGGGCCUAUCGAGCCACGCCCUCCGCGCCAGUGUUAAGCCGAGGGUCAAGGCGACUUCCUGCAGUAUAUAAGGGGCUGUCUCGGCCAUACCCGGCAGACAGCUCCUCAUCGACGGUGGGUCAACAUGAACGCUCUGGUGAACUGAUUUCCGUGGCGGCCCUUGUGGCAAGCGGCAGUGCUGCUGUGAUUCCUUAUAACGGCGUAUAUGGAGGCUACCACGGCCUUCUUGGCGCCUACCCUUAUGCAGGAUAUUCUGGUCUGCACCCUUACUCAUAUGCAGGUUUAAAGUCGCUCCUGCCUGUCACAUACAACGUCGCUGCCGCUCCUCUUGCUUACAACGUAGCUCCCUUCGCACCUGUAGCACCUAUCCAGUCUCAGUACCACGCUCAGGAUGAGAUCGGUCAGUACUCCUUCGGUUACGCCGGCGGUCCUUCUUCACGCGCUGAGUCUCGCGACGCCUUCGGUGUUGUCCGUGGUUCAUACAACUACGUGGACUCUGAGGGAAAGGUUCAGACUCAGCACUACGUCGCCGACGCCCUUGGCUUCCGCGUGUCCGGUACCAACCUUCCCGUUGCUCCGACGCCCCCGAGCCGCCCCUCUGGCCGCCCUUCCCGGCCCCAUCCCCGAACCCGUCCAGGACACCCCAGAGGUAGCCGCCGCCAAGGUUGCCCAUCAACAGGCCUACGACGAAGCCGCCGCCGCCGCUGCUGCUGCCCCCGACACCCAGUAAGAAUUCUGAACUGGAGAAAACACAGUGAUAUGUUCUACAGUACAUGGUGUGUAGAGCACUCGAGACCAAGUUCGCCAACAUCCGAGACCUUGCUUUGGACCGUGUGUUGACCACCAUAACUUGUACAUAUGUAAGGAGCGCAUUCCUUUCCAUGAAAAGAAGAGCUUUAUUAAAGUCCAAAAGAAUAAAUAAUAUUUGUA